Molecule: messenger RNA, 1275 nt
Organism: Podospora pseudopauciseta
Lineage: Eukaryota; Fungi; Ascomycota; Sordariomycetes; Sordariales; Podosporaceae
Exons: 4
Coding region: 259-1275 (338 amino acids)
Source: RefSeq, a predicted model, not a curated record
GCGACGAGCUUUUUGUCCAAAGACAAGAGGUACGUACCCUCCUAGCACCCACCUACCAUCCACAAGCUUUAAACCGCGACUUGUGUGGUUUUUGGACGCGACUUUUGUGCCCCUCUCACUCACGUCCUACUUAUUUACCUUUUGAUCUCGUUCCUGUUUUUCCCUUUCCUUUUCUCAACAGAUACAAGACGCGUUAAAGAGAUUUGGACGCGAUUUUGCUUUCAAUACCUUACUCGGGAGAAAAGAUUGGUGAUAGCAAUGGACGCCACCACACAAACCCAAACCCAAACCCCCCGCGUCCCACUCGGCUCUUUGAAUCCCAACAACGCGUCUUCGCCAACAAAGAAGGGGAUGUUGCAAAGCCCGUUCGAGUCACAGACGAAGAUGAUGCAAACGCGUACGCCGCCCGAGACGGGGGUCAAGAAGAGGGUGUUGUCUGGGACUGGAACAGUCGAUUCCUCGCCCACAGCUUCGAGGGCAGCGGCGGAAGAGGAGAGGGUGGUAAAGAAAGCUAGGUUAAGCUACUCCUCAUCACCGCCCGCAUCAGCAGGGUCAGCGUCGUCGGUGUUUUCCAGCCCGCACCACCACCACCACCUUCCCCUCCUUGAGGAGGGUGAGGGGGAUGUCUCCAUGGUUACCACCAUUCCUGAUUCAACACCUGCACCAGCACCGGCAUCGGUAUCGGUACCGGCAUCGGUAUCGGUAUCGGCAUCGGCAUCGGCAUCGGCAUCGGUGCAGAGGAGGAGUUUGACGCGUGAACAGGCUCGUCAGAAAGCGGAAAUCUUACGGUUGAGGCUUGGGUUGGCGAAUUACAAGGUGAGGACGGGGCAGGAGGAUGUUUCGUUGGAUCAGUUGGAGAGGAGGCUGAUGGUGAGGCUUUGGGGUGGGGAGGGGAGGGUGAGGGAGCAGGGAGGUGAGAGGUCGUCGCAGCAACAGCAUCAGAGAUGUGGUUCGCAGCAGAUGUUACCGCCGUCGACGUCCAGGGGGACGCAUCAUCAGAGGAGGAGCAGUGGGGCGGGGGUUGUGGAAGAGAAGGAAAAUUGGAGGGAGGGGCUCUGGGAGGUCAUGAGACGGAGGGAGGCGGAGAGACAACAACAACAACAGCAACAGCAACAGCAACAGCAGCAGCAGCAGCAGCAACUAUUGCAGGAAGAUAGGGGGGAGGAGACGGAGGGGGAGGGGGAGGAGUUGGAACUGCCUAGGUUGCCGAGGGAAGAGGGGGAUAAUAGGGGGUUGGAGGCUGUGGGGGGGUUGUUGAGUUUGGCUAGGGGUUAG